UCUGAACACAUUAAGUCAAUGGUCAAAGCCUCCAUCUCGUCCGCCUCCAGCGCAUGUUAGCAAAAGACAACAUCAGAUCUAACCACACAGGUCUCCAUCCACUGAAUCCCAUCUCCCAUAACUACACCAGACAGGCACAAAGCCAAAUACUUUUCACCCCAUCUUCUUCAUCUCCGUAUUCCUCAUCCCCCUCACCUGCAACACACUCCAAAAAUAGUACUAUGGCACACCAAACCACCCGCAGGCGCAUCUUAGCAUCCCCAGAACCGCCUCCCAAUCCGUCAUCCAUGGAUCCCACCCUCAAAAAUCUCACCAAACCCACCUCAAGCCACCCGACUACCAAAAACCCAGAUCACAUAAUUCCUUCUAAACCUUUCUACAUGUCAAACCCCUUGUCAAAACUCAACCCAAAUCGUAAACCUAGUACAAUUACCCAGAAACCCACCAAGAAUCCACCCCCUCCUUGUGUAGACACCCAUUUGCAAGCUAAAUCCUUGACUCUUUCAGCUGAUUUUGAUGGCUCCAGGCUUUCAAUCAUCAAGCCAAAGCACCAGUACCCAAAAAAAAUGGAAUCAAUAGCGGAUAAAGAGAGCAGAGUCGAAGCAACAAAGGAAGGUUCUAAUGAGAAGAUCAAGAAAGUAUCAUCUAUAGGGUCGGUGGACAAGAAGAAAUUUCAAGAAAUUCUAGUGAAAGAAAAGAAGAAUGAUAAUAAGGAAGUUAAGGAUCUAAUUGAAGGGCUUGAUAUUAAGAGGAUGACAAUUUCAUUAGGUGGUGGCAGAAGAAGAUCCUUCUGUGGCUCACAAGUGGAGUUGGCUGAUUUUCUAGCUCAUAAUGGGGCUAAAGUUGUCUCAGUUGAUAUGCCACCAUUUAUGCAGAUCCAUGCUGUUGAUUGUGCAAGAAAGACUCAUGACAGUCUUGAAAAGUUCACCUCCAAGACCCUUGCACUCACUCUUAAGAAGGAAUUUGAUGGGGUUUAUGGGCCGGCAUGGCACUGCAUUGUGGGGACAAGUUUUGGAUCCUUCGUGACUCACUCAGUUGGAGGGUUUCUGUAUUUCUCAAUGGAUCAAAAGUUGUACGUUCUCUUGUUUAAAACUACAGUACAAAGAGCAGAGUAAAUCAUUCAACUGGAUGAUUUGGAAGUUGAAGCCUUUCUAGAAUAGAUAGGUUAGUGAAGCUAAAAGACAAAAGCAGUUGUUGUCCCUUUUGCAACUUGUAUAUUGUUUUUGCUUAGGAAAAGCAGUAUAUGAUAUGAAAAUUUCACCUUU
This is a messenger RNA of Hevea brasiliensis (rubber tree), 1265 nucleotides long. RefSeq lists its product as uncharacterized. Gene Ontology annotation, cellular component: dynein complex. The record is from RefSeq and is a predicted model, not a curated record. Gene Ontology annotation, biological process: microtubule-based process. The coding region runs from base 54 to 1115 and encodes 353 amino acids. The transcript has 2 exons. Gene Ontology annotation, molecular function: dynein intermediate chain binding; dynein light intermediate chain binding. NCBI's taxonomy places the organism in Eukaryota, Viridiplantae, Streptophyta, Magnoliopsida, Malpighiales, Euphorbiaceae.